AUGGAAGAUGCUAUUUUUAGCUAGCAAAAGCGGAAUGAAGUAGCAAGCUUAAUAAGUACAUCUAGCUAAAUUAGUAAAAUUUGUGAUGUUAGCUAGUAAUUGGAAUAAUUUUCUUAACUGGGUAAUGAUAAAAUCGAAGAAGAGUUCAAGAAAUGCAAUAAAUCUAAUUUUAUAAAAAAUAUAUUAAACUAAUUUAUAAAUUUCUUGAUAAAUCAUGGAGAUGACGUUAUUAUCGAAUCUCUAAUGGCAGCAGAAAAGGAUAGAGACAUAAUUUAAAUCCGUAAAGAAUUCUAGAAUUUUAUUCGAGGCAAAAAACCUAACGCUACUAUGCUAGUUUCUAUUCUUAAAAGUAAAAGAUUUAGCCCUCACUUCCAUUAUUUUUUGAACUACUAUAGUAUAGACUGGAUUAAAAGCAAACAGCUUAAAGACAGAAAAAACCAUCUUCUUUGCAUUAAUUAUCUUAUUAGAUGCAAGAAUUAGCAUGAGCUGAUAGAUCGCAUCAUAAAGUACAAAAAAAAACUAUGA
Tetrahymena thermophila SB210 is the source of this 525-nucleotide messenger RNA. RefSeq lists its product as hypothetical. The record is from RefSeq and is a predicted model, not a curated record. Lineage: Eukaryota; Ciliophora; Oligohymenophorea; Hymenostomatida; Tetrahymenidae. The transcript has a single exon.